AAGAAACCAUUUAGCCUCUUUAAAAGGCUACAAAGACAAAGUGGAUAACUCUCAAGAAAGCAAGAAACAUGGUGAGUGUCCAAUCUCAAUCCAUUGUAAUCCCUUCCAAACCAACUCCUAAUCCAAAACUCUUCUCAUUAUGUGAACAAAUCAAGCUUCGCACUCAUGCUCCUCUCCUCUAUGUCUUCAAACCACAUAAUCACAAAAACACCUCAACUUUCCUUGAAACACUUAAAAAAUCCCUUAGCCAAGCUUUGGUUACUUACUAUCCACUAGCGGGAAGGUUGAGUUUGAUCAAAGGUGGAAGAUGGGAAAUUCAUUGUAAUGCCAAAGGAGCACUUCUAUUAGAAGCCAAAUGUGAAGAAUUAACCAAUUUGAACCAAUUGGGUGAUUUUGUACCAACUAAUUUGGUAUCACAACUCAUACCAAACAUUAAUUACAAUCUUCCCAUUGAAGAUAUUCCCUUAUUGGCAGUGCAACUUACAAGGUUCAAUUGUGGCGGUUUUACAUUAGGUGUUGCCUUAUGUCGAGCCGCAACUGAUGGAACCGCAACCAUGUGUUUCAUGAACGCGUGGGCUAAGUUGGCGCGUGGAGAGAAUUUGGAUUCAAGUGAAUUUCCGUGUCACGAUCGAACCGUGUUGAAUUCAUACAAACUCAUACAUUCUCCAUCCUUACAUCGACAUCAUCAUGAGUUUGACAUGCCUCCUAUUCAGGUAGGUCGUGAUGUGGGCAACACUAGAGAAGUGAGUGUUGCUAUUUUAAAACUCACACAAGAACAAGUUUCAAUACUUAAGAAAAAUGUUAACUCUCGCAUGAGUUUUCAACCCACCUCCAAAGAUGUCCCUAGGACAAAACCUUACUCAACUUUUGAGGUUAUUGCAGGAUAUCUUUGGAGGUGUGUCAGCAAAGCACGUUGCAUGGGAAAUAGUGACCAACCCACAAGGUUGUCCACAUUAGUUAAUUGUAGAAACCGCUUAAAACCACCUCUUAUUAGUGGUUAUGCUGGGAAUGCAGCAUUUCCAACAAUUACACCAAUUCGCUCCUUUAAUGAUCUUAUUCGCAAGCCUUUGGAUGAUGCGGUUGAAGAUGUUCAUAAAGCACUUGAAAGAGUAACGGAGGAAUAUGUAAUGUCAGCACUUGAUCACAUAGAUAGGGAGAAGGACAUGGAUUUGUUGAGAUAUAAUUUCCACUAUCCAGCAAAGAGUGUGUGCAAGGGACAAUACAAGGGAAACCCAAAUCUUUUUGUUGUAAGUUGGAUGAAUUUUUCGUAUAAGGAUGCAGAUUUUGGGUUAGGAGCACCUGUUUAUUUUGGGCCAGGGUACAUGGAUUCUGAAGGGAAGGCAUUUAUUAUGAAUAAUAAUGGUGGUGAUAUUGUGGUGGCGAUUUCUUUGGAGGCAUCUUGUAUGGAUAAAUUGAGGAAAUUUUUCUAUGAUGAUAUCAAAGAGGUGUUUUCUACUUCCAAAUUGUGAUGGGCGUAGUCCAAAUAUUUGACACCGAAAUUUUCUUGCAU
Messenger RNA from Medicago truncatula (barrel medic), 1510 nucleotides. RefSeq names its product spermidine hydroxycinnamoyl transferase. NCBI's taxonomy places the organism in Eukaryota, Viridiplantae, Streptophyta, Magnoliopsida, Fabales, Fabaceae. The transcript has a single exon. The record is from RefSeq and is a predicted model, not a curated record. Bases 69 to 1469 code for a protein of 466 amino acids. Gene Ontology annotation, molecular function: acyltransferase activity, transferring groups other than amino-acyl groups.